AUGACUGAGCCUACCGUUCUCAUUGUGGGUGCUGGAACCUUCGGCACAUCCACUGCGUAUCACCUGGCAAAGUCUUACGAUAACCCAAGCCGAAUUACCGUAAUCGACCGCUGGAACGCCUCGUCCCCGGGCCCCAGCCCUGCAGCCGCUAUAGACGUCAACCGCAUCAUUCGUACAGACUACGUGAGCCCCUUGUACUGUAAUCUCGCCAACGAAGCCAUCCAUCCUUGGUUUUGGGACAUUGACUUGGGCCAUCAUUUUCACAAAACGGGUUGGGUGGUCAUUGAUGAGAAAAACAGCGAGUUUACGGCAGCUGUCCGACGGACGUUUCGACUGCGAGGCUCGGACUAUACUAGGGACGUGGAUGUAUCCAGCGUGGGGAACACUUGGAAAUUGUUCCAGGGAAUAGACACUGCUGAGGUGGGCGACGCUUACCUUAAUCCGGAAGCCGGAUGGUGCGAUGCUGCGUCUGCUACCUCGAGCUUCAUGGCAGCUGCUGAGAGAAGAGGCGUGCAGAAAGUGACUGCCGACGUUGAGGAACUCCAACUCGACACAGGAAGAACGAGAGUGAUAGGUGUCCGUACAGCAGACGGAAACCAAAUAACAGCCGACAAAAUUGUACUGGCAACCGGCGCCUGGACGAGCAAACUUCUCGCGCCGAUUGAAGACACUCUCGAUGUCGCGGUCGAUGACCGCAUUGAGCGACAGUUGAAAGCAGUGGGGAGGUUGUCGGCCUACUACACGCUGACAUCGCAAGAGACGCAAAUGAUGUGUGCAGACAACUUGCCCAUCUUGGUCUACAAAGGCUGGGGGAUUUUGACUCCACCUUCUCCCGACAAUCGCAUAUUGAAGAUCAACGACCUGCGCACAGAGUUCGUUAAUACCCAAACGACGUCUUCCGGCCAGCGGAUCUCUGUCCCCGAGUUACGGGGCCAAAACAAUAUCCCAGAAAAGCUUCAAAAGGAGAUGGACAGCUUACUGAAGGCAAUGAUGCCAGCCUUCGUAUCACAGCGGAAGCCAGACCGAUGGCGGAUAUGCUGGGAUGCUGCGACACCGACGGGCGACUGGCUGCUAUCCAGACAUCCACACGCACAGCUUCAGAAUUUGCAUAUCGCGGCUGGGGGGAACUUUAGUAGCUACAAGUGA
Messenger RNA from Colletotrichum aenigma, 1146 nucleotides. It is a transcript of the gene fap1-3, whose product is annotated as L-pipecolate oxidase. Lineage: Eukaryota; Fungi; Ascomycota; Sordariomycetes; Glomerellales; Glomerellaceae. The transcript has a single exon. The record is from RefSeq and is a predicted model, not a curated record. Gene Ontology annotation, molecular function: saccharopine oxidase activity; sarcosine oxidase activity; flavin adenine dinucleotide binding. The coding region runs from base 1 to 1146 and encodes 381 amino acids.